Messenger RNA from Seminavis robusta, 1041 nucleotides. The record is from the annotation of a GenBank genome assembly. NCBI's taxonomy places the organism in Eukaryota, Bacillariophyta, Bacillariophyceae, Naviculales, Naviculaceae.
AUGGUGCUGCUUGAUUACACGAAGCAUCGGGCUGAAACCCAUAACCGUACUGUCUCGUUGGCACCAAACAACUCUGGAAUCUCGCGAGAAACUCUUCUCAUCCGAGCUUCGGUGAAGAUCGAGAAUCUUCGAGACUCCUUUCUCGAGUGCUGCAAGAUGGCAUCAGCGACUAUCAAAGAAAGCCUAGAGAGCCUACAAAGUGUAGAGAGCCUAGGACGAAAAGAUUCUACUUGCCCCGCCCUUGGCAAAGGACUUGAUCGCAGCCGUCCCAGAGUCAGGAACGGAGGUCACCGUCCCCGUAGUCUCAGUCCGUGCAUCCUCAAAGCUGGUGAAAGUCGGGCAUCUGACUUUGUUCGCAAGAACAACCCCCGUGGACUAGACAAGAGCGGCUCCAUGCUGGAUCUGUUUUCCGAGCCGAAAAAGCCCAAGUUGGAGUUGCAGGCUGCCCACACUAUGAGAGCAACCUCAGGCAAGCGGCAGGUUGAUGGUGCUUCCAGUCUUGCUCGUUUUGAGCAAUCAAAUGCCAUGCGCCGCACCGCAAGUGAUGGAACGGGUGGUUUGCUCCCAAGCCGCGCCUGUAAGGGGUGCCACAAUUCUGGUACCAGCAGGCAUGUCAGCUUGUCUCCCGUCCGAUCUCAUAGAGAGCGCGUUCGCAAGGCCUCGUUGUCGCCCGUUCGAAGAUCUCACGAGGGCCGCUUGUCGAAGGGGGGCAGCCUCAAGUCCAACUUGAGUAGUUCCAGCAGUGACUUGUCAAUCCCUGACAACAACUGCACAGAGGCCAUAGUUAGCGAUCGUCGCAGUCGAAGACGAUGUCGUCGCUCUGCUAUGAAACGAUCCCACUCCAGCACAUCUCUCCUUGCCCGUGCCGGAUCCCAACGCAACUUGAUGUUGUUCAACGACGAUGCGGCUGUUGAGGCUCGACAGUCCAGCUCUUCGACAUCGAGUGACAACACUAAAGUUAGCCAUACCAGCUUUGUGGGAACUCGAAUCCGAAGGUUGAGCCGCUCGCAACUCAUGAGUGGUAACAAUCCAGCUGCUUAG